Molecule: messenger RNA, 8068 nt
Organism: Dimorphilus gyrociliatus
Lineage: Eukaryota; Metazoa; Annelida; Polychaeta; Dinophilidae
Source: the annotation of a GenBank genome assembly
UAUGGUCUUGUUAAUUGACUCCUCGGGUUCAAUCAAAGAUAAGGCAAAUGAUAGUUUCGUGAAUUGGGAUAUGAUGAAGUCGUUUACGAAGAGUCUUUUAGGGCGGAUGUCCAUAGGCUCUGAUCAGACAAGAGUAUCUACAAUAACAUUUUCCGCUCAACCCACUAAAGAGUUUGGCUUAAAUGAAUACUUCAAAAGAGAAGAAAUCGAAAACAAAAUAGACAAUUUAAUGUAUGCCGGCAGUAAAACAAAUCCUACGGCGGCCUUAAGAAUGGCUUGUACAGAGAUAUUAUCUAAAGAGGGAGGUGCAAGAGAUGACAAACAGAACAUAAUAAUCAUACUAACCGACGGAGAGUCGAAUGAAGGGGGAGAUCCAAAAAUUGAAGCGGAAUAUUGUAGAAAUGAGAAAGGCGUUCAUAUAUUUGGUAUAGGCGUUACGAAUGAUAUCAAUGUGGAGCAACUACAAUCAAUCGUUUCAACACCACUAAAGCGACAAGCAGCAAAUGCAAAGAUGACUGAAGACAAUUCAUCUUGGAAGAAACUCUUCUUUGAAUUUUCCCAAGAUACAACCUUUCACGGCGUAAAAUACAUCACAAAGCCAACUAAGUUUGAAUUUCGGAGCUAUCCAAAAGCUGUUGAUGUUGAAGUUAUUUAUACAAAACAAUUAGAUUAUCCACUUAUUACGUUUUGCAAUCAAAAUGUCUACAAAGCAACUGCAACUGUAAAACGUGGUGUUUUCGAUACUUUUGAAAGACAUUUUAAUAGAAAGGCAACUAAAAGAGACACAGCAUGCACAGAUGAUUUUAGAUUAAUCCUCAAUCGAAUUCUUCUUCAUCCUUCUAAUAAUUUUAAAUCGGAAACUCAUGUAAAUGUAACGCUUGGUGUUUGCAAAUAUACUUGCAUCAAUUUGGCUCUAAUUGAUUGUAAUUCAUUUCUGUACAUUCAGUCAAAUUUGACAUGUUUAUUACUUCAAGCUAGCCAUCAAACGCCAAAUAUUACGUUUCAAGAAUCUCAAGGCGUUGAUUACUAUUCAAGGUCAAGAUGCGACAGCAAGGAGAGUUUUUGCUCUUUCGAUUUAGACUUUUGCAACUUUUAUCAAGUGAAAAGUGAUGAUAUCGACUGGCAGAGAAGAAAACUUGGCAGUAUUCAAACUCUUUCGGGACCGGACAAAGAUCAUACAACUGGAUCCGGAUACUUUAUUUAUUUGGAAGGGGGGAAAGAACAACUGGGACGUUUAAUUUCGUCUUGGUAUUCGACCAAAAAUUGGAAGAAAACGUGCAUUACUUUCUAUUAUUUCAUGUAUGGAUCGUCAGUAAAUAAAUUACAGUUUUAUGUUGUUGACCCUGACAACUAUAGUUAUAAACUUUGGGAAAAAAUUGGUUGUCAAGGAAACAGAUGGUUUAAGGCAACGAUUGUCCUAGAUCUAGAGCUUUUUCACUUGAGAUUCGAUGGACUUUUGGGAAGGGGACAGCGUCAUAUUAUUGCUAUCGAUGAUAUCUCUGUAUCAAGCUGUCAAAAACAGUCGAGAGAUUGUAGAAAUGAUAAAACGGGAGAUUUAUACAGAGGAAAUCAAUCAUUUAGUAUAAAUAAUAGACGUUGUUUAUACUGGAAUGAUGUUCAUUCUGUCGAGUUGUUGUUCUUUGAGGACGAAACAAUUCGGCAGACUAAAAACUUUUGUAGGAAUCCUGGAGGUAGAAAAUCCGAACCUUGGUGUUUCGUACAACGAAACCCUCUUCUUUGGGAAUAUUGUAAUAUUCCUUUAUGCGAAAGCAUCGAUUCAACAAAUAAGACGAUUUCAAAAGUCGGCGCUAAAAAGGGCGCUGACUACGAAGUAUCGAUCAGCUGCGCAUUUGAAAAUUCAUUUAUUUGCGGUUACACGAUUGCUUCCGAUUCUGAAUCUUUCAUCUUUAAAUUGGAAAAUGGACGAUAUCUACAACUGCAUUUUGGCCCUGGAAUGGAUAGUACUUACUAUAGUCCUCUCAAAGGGAAUUAUCUCUACGUUGACAGUCAACUGGCCGUUGAAAAUUCCAAAUCGUGGAUUACUUCUCCUCAAAUUUUCCUUCGUCAAUUAUCGUGUUUGUCGUUCGUUUGUUCUAAGAAAGGACUAAACUCCCUCGACGUGUAUCUUCUUAAAGAGGGAAAUCUUCGAAUUCCCCUCUACGAAGUUGACGAGUCGACUGUUGGUUGGAGUGAAAAGACUGUUGCAAUUCGUUAUUGGCCAAAAAUUUCAUUCGGGUUGACGAGCAUAGUCUUUGAAGCUGUUCACAAAUUUGGAUACGACAACUCUUUGGCAAUUGAUGAUGUGAAAUUCAACGAAGGUUACUGUUCAAUUGCAGAAUGCGAAAGUGGGAAAUAUCAAUGCCAAAAUGGAAAAUGCAUUAGCAAUGAGCAAAUAUGCGAUGGAAUAAACGAUUGUUUCGAUAAUAGCGACGAAGAGAUUCCGUGUUUAACAAUGCUUGAAGUGUUUAGCUAUGGACCUCUUGUUACAGCCUCAGCUUUUUUAAGAUCACCAUUUUUGCUAACUUCAAAUCGGACGUGUGCUCGUUUUUCAGCAAUUUUUAGUCGUACGCAUUCGGCAACUUUAAAUAUUUAUGUCAAUUAUAAAACAAUGCCGACAAAGCUUGUUACUACAAUUACGACAGUUGGAAAUAAUGAAAUAUCUCUACAGACUAUUCCCUUACCUCCCAAUGUAGUAAUUUCGCUAGUUUUUGAAUCUCGAAUGGAUACUUUUGGACACAAAUUAUUAAUCGGAAAUAUAUCUCUUGAUCGCCAUUGUGCUAAUUUUGAAACUGCAAUUGGUUUAAACUGUACCUUUGAAUCAAAUAUACUAUGUGGUUACAUUGUUGAAUACCAAAAACACGGAUAUUCUUGGUACAGAUCCCAAACGAGUCUAGCGAGCAGUAGUGGGCCAAAAAAGGAUAACACUCUAAAAAAUAACCACGGCUUUUUUAUGCUCACUAAAGGUAUUGUUGGUGUAGAAGGAGAUGUUGCUAAAAUGACAACACCUGCUUUCAGCAUAACAAUGCCAAAACACGCGUUAAAUCAUGGAAACAGAUGGAUUCUUAAUGAAAUACUGAUUAAAAAAUCUCAAAAUACAUCUCUUAGAAUAGUCUUUCAAAGUAUUCGCGGUUUUGAUAGAAGUAAUCUUUUAGGUUUAGAUGAUAUAAGGCUCUACAAUGGUUUCUGCGAAACACUUAGAGAUAAAUGUAUUAAUUCAAGUUUUCAAUGCAAAAACGGAAAAUGUAUUGACAAGAGUCUGGUUUGCAACGGAGAAAGCGAAUGUUUCGACGGAAGUGACGAAAGCAAUUGUUCCGAUUGCCUACACGACAUUCAAGGCAGAUUCUACACAGGAAAACUUUCAACAACCGAAUCUGGAAAGAGAUGCAUGAGUUGGAAAGAGGCUGUUGGCGAAACGCAAACCACCAUCUCAGUAGAGACGGGAGAGACGAGUUUGACAGAAAUGACAAACUAUUGCAGAAACGUUAACGGAAAGAAAUCUCCGUGGUGUUACGUAUCAAAAGAAAGAUGGGAAUUCUGCAGCAUUUCCAAUUGCGAAUGCCGAGAAAAUCAAUACAGAUGCAACAAUUCGGCUUGUAUUUCUUCAAAACAAAGAUGCAAUGGAAUAUCGGAAUGUCCUCAUAAAGACGACGAAGAAUCGUGCAAUUCAACGAUAUCAUGCGACUUUGACGAUCCUUUUAUGUGUGGAUAUUCAAUAAUACCAUCCGAUAAUGGUUAUAGAUGGUUUAGAUUUAAUUUUAAAACGCCAUCGGUAAACACGGGACCACACGCCGAUCACACAACAAUCCAUAAAACAGAAAGAGGUUUUUACAUGUACGUCGAAUCAACGCAGGAAGGAACAUUUUUGAAAGGAGGGGAUGAAACAUAUCUACUAAGUCCUCUCUCUCAUAUUUACGGAAAUUUUUGUCUCAAAUUCUUUCAUCAUUUAAAAGGCAGAGAUAUAAAUAUAUUGAGAGUAUACAGAAAGAUUGGAGACAUAUAUUCUCCAUUAGGAAAACUAGAAGGUCAAUCACAGAAAUAUAUUUGGAAAUCAUCGGAAUAUACAGUCAAUAAAAUCACUCAUCAGAUAGUAUUUCAUUAUAUUAGAGGAGUUGAUUUCAGAAAUGACCCUGGUAUUGAUGAUGUUCUCCUAUAUCCUGGAAAUUCUCAUCGAACUUGUUCACAUUUUGAAUUUACUUGUUCCAAUGGCCACUGCAUCAACAACACUUACACUUGCGAUGGAUACGACAACUGUGGCGACUUUUCAGAUGAACUAGUCUGCGAAACGGAAUGCAAGAGAUCUUUGCAAGAACAAUGGUAUAUAGGGACGAGAAAUGUUUCGCAAACUGGCAAAAAGUGUCUCUACUGGAGGAACAUGUCAAACUCUUUCAAGAUUCCCUAUCGUUUCCCGGAUGAAAGUCUGCAAAGUGCGGAGAAUUAUUGCAGAAAUCCAACGAAUAGAACGUUUGGUCCUUGGUGUUACGUUGAUAAAGAGAGUGAAAUGUGGGAAUACUGCAAUAUCCCUAAAUGUUCAGUUUUCCAAAGUUGUCAGUCGAACGAAUUUCAAUGCGCGAAUGGAAUGUGCAUUGAUAAAAAACACUUGUGCGACGGAGUAAACGACUGCAACGAUAGAUCGGAUGAAAUGGAGAUUUGUGGAUCGGCGUACAACAUCUCGUGUGAUUUCAGUGAUCGUUAUAUGUGUGGCUACACAGACGAUAGUCCUAAUUGGAACUACAGAUUUCAAAGGAAAGGUUCUUUUGAUGGUUCAGUGCAAUCAGUAAUUCGGCUUUUAACUACAAAAUGGGAUGAGUGUUUUCAUGAGGAUACGGCUGGAAUUGAUUAUGAAGGAAAUGUUCAGAUUCGAAGUGAUGGAAUCACUUGUCAGAAAUGGAAUGUGCAAUUUCCUACUGCGCACGCUUUUUAUAUGAAUGAGUUUUUCCCUGAAAAAAGUGUAGCCAAAGCUGAAAAUUAUUGCAGAAAUCCAGCUGUCUAUGUUCCUGGAAAGAAGUAUUCUCUUGCUCCACAUUGCUUGUCGUCCGAUCCAGAGAUUUCCUAUUAUAGAUAUUGCUCUAUUCCAUUAUGCAAAAAUACAUUUAUAAAGACAAAACCAUCGACUGAACAAGGCCAAAUAGCCAAAUUCAACAGUCCUAAAAGUCAAGGCUUUGGAGACUCAUGUAUCCAAUUCGCUUACAUGUUGAUUGGAGAUGACGCCGGAUCUCUAAAAUUAAUGUUGAAUACUAACAGCACCACUCGUUUGUUGUGGUUUACGGAGGGUAAGAAGGCGUCAACUUGGAUUGAGGCGUCUGUUGAUUUCACAUCGAAUGACGAAUUCUAUUUGACUUUCCAAAGCGAAUCUGGAUUGAAAAGUCCAGGCGUCGCGUUGAAAUACGUGAACAUCAGACGAGACGAUUGCGUAGGAAAAUUUUCAUGCAAAGCUGAUUCGAAAUGUAUAGAAUCAUCAAAAGUUUGCGACCAUCUUGUUGAUUGUAUUGACGAAUCUGAUGAAGUUUCGUGUAAAUGUUUGGAUGACGAAUACAAAUGUAGGAAUGGAAAAUGUGUCAGUCGUAAUAAAUUACUCGAUGGCAUAAAUGAUUGUUAUGAUAACUCGGAUGAAGAUCAUUCAAACCUCGAUAGUCUAAUUAGGGAAAAGAAAAAUUGGAAGAAUAUAAAAAUGUUUGAAAAGAACAGCAAUUUUCUAAUUAAUCGAACCAUGUUUGCGGAAAAGGAUUGGGAACCAAAGAUAAAUGGAGCUCACUUUGUCAGAUUUCUCACUGAAAUGAGUCAUCAAAGAUCUGACUUAAUAUCAGAUUGCGAUUGGAGAGGAAGCCCGUGCAAGUACCAAAAUGUUAAAAUAUUAGAUAGAUUUACGGAUCAUGGUCAAUGCUUUUCGUUCAGUCGGAAAGGAGAUAAUGAUACUCUUCUCGUUACAGAAUCAGGUGCUCAAGCCGGACUGAGAUUAACUUUGAAUAUCGAAUCGUACGAAUACAUGAUUGGUCCUCACACCAAUAAAGGAAUUAAAGUUUACUUGCACGAUGCAAAUGAAACACCGAGAAUAAAUCAUUUAGGAUUCUCGUUAGCUCCUGGCUUUCACCAUUCUAUUGCCAUAAAGAAUACGAAGGUUUAUAAUCUGGAAAAGCCAUGGGGAAAUUGUGGUCGAAGUGAAUUAACACAUUUUGCAGACUACACUGCGAAUAAAUGUAAUCUGGACUGUACGAUUAAGGAUAUCUAUAACAAAUGUGGAUGUCUGGCUCCGUAUAUGAAUACUAAAUUAAAUAGGACUUAUUGUGGAUUCUAUGAUUAUUUUAAUUGCAUUAUUAAGGAAGAGGAAAAUAGUCAAAUUUCAUUAAAUAAUUCCUGUAAAUGUCAACAAGCUUGCUUCCAGAACGUUUACGAACCGGUUAUAUCAUCAUCGGCUCUUUCGGAUCUCAGUGUCGAGAGAAUCUUACAAUUUGAAAAUGAAUCUUUACAGAUAGAGUAUGAGAAUGCCGUGGAUGUUAAAGCUAGAUCAAGAAUUACGGAUUAUUCAAAUGAAAUUACCAUAUUUUUUACGUUAUACAACACUUUAGAUAGCGUUCAAGAAUUUUUUUUCAAUAAUAUUGCUAUAAGUGGAAUUGGCGGAAUAUCUAACAAGAUUGAAAGUGCAACAAUUUUCUAUAUGAACAAAACAAACGAAGAUUUAGGAAUAAUGAAAAAUUAUCUUCGUACAUCUAUCCAGAAUUUUGAAGACAAACUUUUGAAAAAACACCAAAAGUUUGAAGCCAGCUUCAAGAAUGUGGAAGAUAAAAUUGCGUUUUUCCGACACACCGAAUAUUCUCAACUAUUCAAUAAAACCAUUUUAGAAAAUGUAAUGGAAAAUUUAAUACAGAAUUUGAGUUCUUUGAUUUCCAAUGAAAGCUUUAACGCUAUUAAGUUAAAUGUUCGCAUCUUAUCAAAUUGUUUGAGAGAAACUGAAAAUAUACAAAUGCAUUUAGUGAAUUUAGCAACAAAGUUAUCGGAUAUGCAGCUAUACAGUUCUACAUUUCAAAAUUUAUCAAUUUCAGUAAGAAAGUAUUUAGGAUGCUUUCAAAAUAUUCAAAAAACCAUCAUAGCUGCUAAAAGAUCCAUCGAAAUGUUUGACGAAGAAUUCGAGACAUUUUCUAGUGAGAGACAAGAUAUGUUCAGCUUUCUACAGAAUUCCAACUACGAUCUUGUUAUUAAUAAAGAGAAAGCGAUGUUUGCAGAAAUUAUUCGUUUAUAUCUUUCCGGUCAAAGCAUCAUUAAACUCUCUCGAAAAUAUCCAACAGAUUUAUUUGAAAAAUCAAAGUUAAACGUGAAUUUCUUAAUUUCUCUCUUCAGAACAAAAUUCACUGAAGUAUAUAAAAUGUCAAUAAUACGUUUAAACAAUGAAAUUGUUAAACGAUACUCUAAAACUAUAGAAAUCGCUAAGACCCUGAAAGAUAUUUUAGGAGAAGAUAAGAUUAGAGAAAUAAUAAAUUCCUUUUCAAUUUGGAAGAGAUAUUCAUUAUCUCUAUUAAAUAAAAAGGUCACUUUUACCAGGACCAGAGAUAACACUCCUAUUCAAACCGAAGAUUUUAAAGUUAUUGGUGAGGUGAUAAAAGAUAAUGUAGGCCUAUAUUUAACGCCUAUUACGAAUAGUCUGAACCAUUUUCAAGAGUUGGUAGACGGCUAUAUAGUGAGGUUGAAAAUGUCGUUGGACGACGUUCUGGACAUGUUUCACAGAUAUAAAAAAAAGGCCGAGUUGGGUUCGGAUUUCGUUAAGGAAAAUUUCCUCAUCGUCGACGUUUUCUUUGGCGAAUUAAGCUAUUCGAAAAUCACGCAGAGAAGGGCAUUUAACAUCGAAGAACUCUUAGGCAACGUUGGAGGUUUUAUGGGUCUUUUAUUAGGAGCCAGCGUUUUAACCGUCUUUGAGCUAUUGGAUUUGUUAAUAUAUAACAUUUUGCUAAAACUUUCCAAUGGUAGUCAUACAGUAAAGAGUGAUGGUGUUGUUUUGGAAAAUGAACUAGUUAAAAAUAAUCUAGUUCAAAUGAAGGAAUUGGAAAAUUUCACAACAAGCUCUAUAAAGUAUGCAUAA